Xenopus laevis (African clawed frog) is the source of this 3279-nucleotide messenger RNA. RefSeq lists its product as uncharacterized. NCBI's taxonomy places the organism in Eukaryota, Metazoa, Chordata, Amphibia, Anura, Pipidae. The transcript has 13 exons. The record is from RefSeq and is a predicted model, not a curated record. The coding region runs from base 1570 to 2208 and encodes 212 amino acids.
UAAUUCUGCAUAUCACAGGGGAACCGACUGUGGGACCUAGUGGCAGAUUUACUGACAUUCAGAAAAAAAUCCUCAGCUCAUUUACCUUUUCUCACCAAGUAAUACAUUCUGUCGCCAGUAUUUAAUAAUAAUGACAAAAUGUUUGCAUGAGAAAACGCUGCACUCCGGGCUGCUUCAACAACAGGACAUAGAGAAGUGUGCAAGGCAUUGUGGGUAUGGGAGUCUGGAGGAAAGUUGGUUUCUCUGUGCAGAAAGGGAUAAACAGGGAUAAAAUACUGAUUGUGACUGCAAUUACCUGUACAAACAACACUGGAUAUUUUGAAUAAAUGUAAGUUAUAUUGGAAAGUUGAAUUUAUUUCGUACCAAAAAGAUAUUGGGUUGAGCAGGAACGUUCCUACUUCAGAGAAACCCAGUGACCAGAAGGGGCAGGAAGUAAAUAAAGCGCAGAGAUACAGGAACUCACACUUCCUCUGCUCAGUGGUUUAACUCUGACAGGUAACCAGGGCCUGAGAGUGAGGCCGUGGGAGGGGACGUCUCUGGUCCAAAUAUUCAGCUGACUUGGGCCCAGGAAACCACUGCUCAUCUGGGAGGGGUUGUAUGUCAGCGAUGUUACAGCAGUGCAAAAAGACAGACACACACAGAGACACAGAGGAGACAUGCUGAGAAGCAGAGACAAGAGCACAAGGUAGAGAUACAAAGGUACAAGGGUGAAGGAGAAUAAACUUAAUAAAGAAGGAGUCAAGAUACUGAGCUGGGAGAGAAAAAAGGUUUCUAAGCAGCAGGAUUCUAGAGAAUGACUAAACUGUCAGGAAAGUGAAAUAAAAGGUAGAGCGAAUGUAAAAGGGGAAGGAAAAGAGACUUGCAUAGCGGCCAAGGGACAGGAGAAGAGGGAGGGAGAGAUUCUUAAUCAAGGAAGAGAGACAAAUAGGCAAAUAGAGAGAAGAAGGGGAGGAAGACAGAAGAGCAGGAAUGAAGAGGGGAAAAGAAGAAGGAAAAGCAAGAAAGUAAGAAAGAGAAUUAGGGGAAGUAAGGCAAGAAGGACAAGAAGUAGCUAAAAUAGAUACUAAAAAUAGACAGCAGAAGUGCAAGGGGAUGAGGACAAACACCCAAGGAUAAAACAGUUAGAAAUAUGAGAGAAAAGAGAGGUGCGGGUACAAAAGAGAACCAAUAAGAGAAGGCCAAAGAGAACAAGAAGCCAGAGAAAUAUAACAGAGACGUAAGAGAUAGAGAGAGAAGCUAAAGAUAAGGAGAAGAAGGUGAGAGGCACCAUAAGAGUGUAGGUAACAGAGGCUAGAGAUAGAGAGAAGGGAGAGGUAAAGGAACCGAGGUGUAAUCAGGAAGGAAAAGUUUUACAUAAAGUACAGAACAGAAGGGUAGAGGAGUAGGAGACAUAAAAAAAACCCUAGAGAUAAGAGGAUAAGGAGAUGUGAGGAGCAUAAGGUUAAGGUAGAAAAAAAGGCUAAGGAGUAGUAAAGAGAGGGUCAAGGACAAAGUGGAGCUGAUAAAAGCAGAGGUUACAAAGAGCACAAGGCAGAGAGAGAAGAAAGCAAAGCUCUAGAGGGAACAGGGAUGCACUUGGCUCUAGAAGAAGACCUGUCCCAUUCUACAGACAUUCAGUGGAUUCUUGGAGGACUUGCUAUUUCCAUCGUGGCAUUUCUGUUGGGUUGUGCAAUCUGUCGGCAAAGGAAGGAGCUCGUAAUUGCCCCGAGACGGCCAGCGCCCCCGAGUCCAGAUCCAGGGUCCCUCUUGCGAUACCAAAUGGGUCCUUUGUCAUCCUCUGCCAGCUUCACUGUCCAUCAGAUUGCAGAAACAGAUGCAGAUGACUAUGAAGAAGACUUUGAAGUCCCUGCUCCAAGGAAAGAGCCUCCCCAACCCAAACAAAAUUCUCCAUCUCCAAGGAAAUCCACAACCGAAACCAACAGUCACAGCAGCUACGUAAACGUAGAACCUGAGCCCAGUUAUGAAAAUGUUGACAACAGUCCAUCUAAAAAUCUUCGCCCAUUAAAAGAUCACACGUACCUGGAACUCAUUGCUGGGGAUGAGACCACCACAGAGACACUCACCAAUCUGGACGUAAAGAGAAAUGCCUUGAAGAAGAGCGGCAAAUCCUUGUCCAUCCCAGAAAGCCUGAGCAAUUCCUACGAGAAUGUGACGCAGCAGGGCUCCCCCGCAAACUCAGAGCUGAACCCAGACUAUGUGAACAUGUAACAGAAGCCCCAAUCUCUGGCUGGAGAACAGGAAGGUUGGGCAUCAGGGGCAUUAGGACAAUAACAACAUAGACCAGCUUUUUCCUUAUAAUAAAUGUUAUACCAACAAGAAAUCCCAUUUCCAGCUUUCCUACUCAGAGUUGGACUGUUCCCAAAGGUCUCAGGAGGUUUCCAUGUGGCCCAUAGACUCAUGGACCUUAUAGUGAGCGUCUUCCUAGCGUGGCCUCCAUCUGAAACCCAUCCAGGACUCUAGGCACAAGUAGGGCACCAAAGACCCCAUGCCUAAAUGGACAAUCUCAAACAGCUUUAGGUUUGGUGGAAAAGUUCUAGAUAUAUUCUACAUCAUAAUCCAAAAAAGUACUUGACUGGUCGUGAUCGUCAAGGGACUUGGAACAUCCAAAUACAUGGACCCUUCCCUCCCUGGCUAUAACCGCUAUAUGAUCAUCUGCCGCUGUAUAUAUGUAACAUGUAUGUGCAUGAAUCUCACUGAGAAUCGUUUUAUUUGGCUGAUGCCAAUAAGGGUGCCUGGCAUAUUUUAAGGUGAAUGUACCAAUAAUUUCCAGGCAGAUCAACUUUACCUUGAAUUCUGGGUGACCUUCUAUUACUGAAUUCUAUUGUAUUACUUAAUUACUGGCUUAAAUAUUAUAGUAUAGGAACAUUCAACUUAGUAUUGUUUCUAUUUACAUUUUCACUAAGUUAACCAAUUCUUAGCAACUUUUCAAUGUGUCUUCUUUUUUAUCAUUUUAGAAUUAUUCACCUUCUUCUGCCUCUUUCCAGCCAUCACAUAGGGGUCACUGACCCCAGCAACCAAAAAACUAUUGCUCUGCGAGGCAACAAUUGUAUCGUUAUUAUUACUUCUUAUUCCUUAUCAGUAGCUUAUUCAUAUUCCAUUCUCUCAUUCACAUCACUGCCUAGUUGCUAAGGUAUGCAGGGAAGCUAAUGGGGCCCAGCUUGAAGGGCAGUUAGGGGGAGAUUUGGGGUGAGUGUUUAUUUGUACCCUGGGUACCCCUGGAACUAUAGCAGGGUGACACCCCAAUGUUUCUAUAUAUCUGUAACCUUGUUAUGAGCUAAG